This is a messenger RNA of Prorocentrum cordatum, 1180 nucleotides long. The record is from the annotation of a GenBank genome assembly. Lineage: Eukaryota; Dinophyceae; Prorocentrales; Prorocentraceae.
AGCAGCCACGUUGGCUCAAGGGCAGGCUGCCGCGGGGGCCGCCGCGCCCGGUGCGGCGAUCGCCCAAGCCCGCGCCAGGCUGCCACCGCCCCCGCCUCGGGAACGUUCCCUCCGCAAUGGAGGGCCCGGAGCCGCCGCCGAGCGACGGCUAGACUUCAAACGCGCCUUCCGCAGGCUCCGCACGGGCUGGCGGUCUGGGCGCCGAACCCAGACGACGAGCUGGCGGCCCCCCGCAGGUGCAGAUGGACAGCGAGCACCCCACACGAGGCCUCAGCGGCGGCGAGGAAGAGCGGCUCGCGGCGAGGGGUGGUGGCAUCGCGGUGAGCGGUGGACAGACGGGGGAAAAGGUGGGGGAAGGGGGUCAAGACGGCGCCUCGUGGGCCGAGUUCUCCGACGAAUCGGAGCCCCCUGGAGUCUCGGGAACAUCUGACCCGGAGGGCGCAGCAGGGGGCCGAGCGCGAGGGCGAGUUUGCUCGUGGGGGCCGCGCAGCAGGAGCGCCGCCCCACCGGGGCAGCGGCCGCGGCCGAGGCCGCAGGCGCGAAUCCGGGGCUUGCUGAACUCGCUGGGAGUGCAGUGGAUCAGCGACCUGCUGGAUUCGCUGGGAGUGCAGUGGAUCGGCGACCUUGCGAACUCGCUGGGGGUGCUGUGGACCAGCGACGCUCUGGACUCGUUGGGAGUGCUGUGGAUCGUCGACCACUUGGACUCGCUGGGAGUGCUGUGGAUCGUGGUUUGCGAGGCGCGCGAGGGGGGCCCGUGAUCCCCGCGCCGCUCGUGGAGGCAGGCCCUGCUGCCGCCGCUGCUGUCCCUCCUCCCCCUCCUCGCCCUCUUCCUUCUUCCGCUCCUCCUCAAGCGCCGAGAUCUCUAGGCUUCAAAGAACUCGUGGCCUAUGCGACAAGGUUUUGAUGGUCGCUCGUGUCGGCGUCGCUUCGCCGCCUCGGGCUUUCCGUUCCUGGAUUUGGUCUCGUAGGGGCCGAUCCUUGCGUUGGCUGUGUACUCGUCUCGUUGUGCCUCCUGGUUGAGCGAGGACAACUCGGGGCUCCCAUGUGAGGUGGGCCUUUCCAUGAUUCGCUUGCUAAGCGCACGAUAGAUCGUAUAUAAUAUAGCUGAAUGUUGCCCCGCGUAUUCGCUAUGUAGUCUCUCAGGCUGGAGAUGUUCGGUCCGAUAUCGCUUCGCCGCCGC